Toxotes jaculatrix (banded archerfish) is the source of this 2447-nucleotide messenger RNA. RefSeq names its product protein sidekick-1-like. The record is from RefSeq and is a predicted model, not a curated record. Bases 128 to 1849 code for a protein of 573 amino acids. NCBI's taxonomy places the organism in Eukaryota, Metazoa, Chordata, Actinopteri, Toxotidae. Gene Ontology annotation, molecular function: protein binding. The transcript has 14 exons.
UGUGUGAGCAUAUCAAGGACAGCAUCAUGUGAUUUGGAAAGAUUUCAAGUCCGAAACCACACUGAGGUUUGGUUCAGUGUUGUUUUCAGCAGGUGAACAAGUCCUUCGACUGGUUCAGAUUUGUAAAAUGGUCGUUUUGGGCUUCAGACUCCUUCCUUUGUGCUGCAGUCUUCUCCUUUGUCUGCUCCUAGGUUGUGUGUCUGCACAGGGCAUCAUAACCUCAGUGGGAACAGAUGUUACUUUGACAUGCAAAUAUGAUGCUCAGUACUACGGCGAGCUUCCCUCAUGCUGGGGCAGAGGAACCAUCCCCAGCCGUGGCUGUGCCAAUGAGGUGAUCAGGUCAAAUGGGUUAUCGAUGAGCAGCAGACUGUCAGAGCGCUACCUACUCAUGGGUAAUCUCAAGGAGGGCGACGUGUCGCUGACCAUCAGGCGGGUUGAGGAGAGCGACUCUGGGACGUAUGGCUGUCGUGUGGAAAUACCAGGCUUGUUCAAUGAUUACAAACACCAGCUGACCCUGACCGUAGUGGCAGUACGCCCUAAUCCUGUGAGGAUUGAGACAAGAGAGGUGAAGGAAAGAACUGUCACUGUUAGCUGGACGCCUGCGUUUGAUGGUGGCAAGCCCGUCACAUCCUACGAGAUUGAUCUAAAAAACAAACAGUCGUUGUGGGAUAGCGGAAUAAGAACCAAAAUCACAAAUCCUGAACUGACCCAGGUGACUUUGGUGGACUUGCGUCCGGCCAAGACCUACAACCUCCGUAUGUUUGUCGUCAACAGCGUGGGCAUGAGCGAGGCCAGCAAUGUUCUGACAGUCACAACAAAAGAAGCAGCACCAGAGGGUCCACCCCUGGAUAUGCAGCUGGAGGCCCUCACUUCUCACAGCAUCAAAGUGACUUGGAAGCCUCCGAGGGCUGAUCUCAGAAACGGGGUUCUGCGGAGUUACAGCAUCAGCUACAGAGAGUAUGACCCGGCAGGCAGACAGUUUAAAAUGUGGCAGCAGCAGAGUGUGGCAGCCAGACAGGAAGUGGAGACCCUCAUCCUGAACAACCUGAAGCCUUCUACCAACUACGGUGUGCUUGUACAGGCCAGAACAUAUGCAGGAACUGGACCUCCCUCAACUGCACCUCUCUGCUCCACUCUGGAUGAGGUUCGCACAACUUCAACAGUCGCAACUGUGAUAUCUACUUCCACUGCUGCCACAAUGUGGAGAGAAGACACUGCAAGUUUCACUUCACUUGCUCAAACAACUUCAGCAUUGGAGGCUGUUACUGCUGCCACAGUCUGGGCACAAAGUGAAACAAGUAUCACUUCAGUGCCCCCGGAUCCCCCAGUAGUUGAGUUAAAGGAGGUCGCAGACAACACAAUUUCCCUUUUCUGGACUCCUGGCUUUGAGGGUGACAGCCCCAUUACAGGCUAUUACUUGGAGUAUAAAGCAGUGAAUGCCUCAUGGGAUCUCACAAAGACAGUUGUGGACUUCAGCCCCAAUCAGACAGAGGCCACAAUAAUAGAGAUAAAUCCCUCAACUUACAACAUCCGCAUGUUUGCCAAGAACAGGCUGGGCACCAGUAAACCCAGCAAUGUCCUCACCAUCACUACUGGAGAACCAGGUCAUCAGAGGGACAACUGGGUCAUCACCACACCAACUGAUCCUCUAGAAGUUGCUGUUGUUGAGAAGCAUCAUAGUGGUCACCUAGCUGCCAUUGUGGUGCCGGUGGUGCUGGUUGUGUUCAUUGUUGCCACAGUAACCACAUUGCAACUUCGCCGACUAAAACAGAAACGAGGCAGCCUGAGCAUGUGGGUGACCAAUGGAGUAAUACGUUAUAAGGGCCAUGAGUCUCUACAAGAGCUGUAAAACUCAGAGUUACUCUACACUUUAGCCUAUGGAGUAAAAAGUCACAAAUUAGCAGCAGUUUUGGAUUUCAUGAAAUUUGUAAAUGGAGAUCUUUAUGUCACUGAGGGAAGAAUGCAGAUUUUUGGUACAACUUACCCGCUGAUUCAAACUAACCAAAAUAAUCUAUAUUUUUUAAACACGUACUAAAUUAAAUCAGGUAGAAAAGGUUGAAAUAGUGCAACAGUUCAAACCACAAAUACAUGCAUGAUUAUGCUUUUUAUUAAAGCAGUUUUGGGAUUAAAUUUGUGAUUGACUGAUUUCAGAUCAAAUCCCUCCCUUCCUCUCAUUCUUAUAUUUUCCUUUCUUUUUUUUUUUUUUUUUUUUUUUAAAUAAAUUGUUGCUUAACUUAAGGUCCAUUAAAUUUUAAAACUGAGAAUCUGGUGUUUUUAACCAUUUAGUUAUUUCAAUACAUACAUUUUAUCCAACUUUCACUUAUCAUUCAACAAAAAAAUAUCCAGUAUUCGCCUACAAACAUUAGAGGGCACCAGAGUCCCACCACUGAGUUAAUGAUUUCCACCUCUCACUCACCAUCUCACCUCAUCAUGAGCAUAGCCGUCCU